AAUAAAUAAAGAAAAGCGAGAGUCCUCAUUUAUCUCUAUAUCUCUGGUCUCGCCAUCGGAAUUGCAAUCUUCUCCACGCCUUUAUCUCAACCCUAGAUUUCCUCGAUCGAUCGAUCUCUCUGCUCCUUCUGAAGUCAUGGCUAACGCAGCAUCUGGGAUGGCUGUUCAUGAUGACUGCAAGCUGAAGUUUUUAGAACUGAAGGCAAAAAGAAGUUUCCGCUUCAUAGUUUUCAAGAUUGAAGAGAAGCAGAAGCAGGUGAUUGUAGAAAAGCUUGGUGAGCCAGCACAAAGCUAUGAGGACUUCACUGCCAGCCUUCCUGCAGAUGAGUGUCGCUAUGCUGUCUACGACUUUGAUUUUGUAACUGAGGAAAAUUGCCAGAAGAGCAGAAUUUUCUUCAUUGCUUGGUCACCCGAUAUAGCUAGGGUGAGAAGCAAGAUGAUCUAUGCAAGCUCCAAAGAUAGGUUCAAGAGAGAGCUCGAUGGCAUCCAGAUAGAGUUGCAAGCCACUGACCCUACUGAAAUGGGCCUUGAUGUCAUCAGAAGCCGAGCCGGCUGCAUUUGAAUUGCUGUGCACUGAAAUGGAGAGCUCUCCAUAAAGUUUUCUUUGGUUAUGUCUAAUGUUUAUAUUAUGCUGGGAAGUAGAAUUGGUUAGAUAUGCUGUUGGGUCAAACCUUUUAAAGCUUCAUCUCUGACGAGAAACUUAAAUGAUUUUUAAGCAUACACUAAUUGCUAUUCAUGUGGUCUUGAGAUUUCUUCAUUUGUGAUGUGUUUUCUUCUUA
Molecule: messenger RNA, 779 nt
Organism: Ipomoea triloba (trilobed morning glory)
Lineage: Eukaryota; Viridiplantae; Streptophyta; Magnoliopsida; Solanales; Convolvulaceae
Product: actin-depolymerizing factor 2
Exons: 3
Coding region: 137-562 (141 amino acids)
Biological process (GO): actin filament depolymerization
Cellular component (GO): cytoplasm; actin cytoskeleton
Molecular function (GO): actin filament binding
Source: RefSeq, a predicted model, not a curated record